GAAAAAAUGAAUAAUCUCUCCACCAGCAGAUUCAUUCUUGUCCACCGAAGAAUCGAAUUAAGGACGAACGACGAACUUGUCCCCCCAAUUGACAACAUUUUGUCCAAGGAUCCGCCAUUUUGGUUUUUGGCCUGUGUCACGAGAAUAGCCGAUGGACGAAAGACAUAACUGAAUUUGAGAACUGGACAUUUUUAUUUUAAGGUAGCUCUAUUUCAAUAUUUCAAGAAUGGCGGUAUAUUGUUGCACUUAAUAUAUAAACACGGAGUCUUUUACAACACUAUUUACGGGCUUUUACGAGCGAUUUCUGAAGGUUUUAAUACAGUACAUGGCUGUGGCGAACGGCUUUUGUGAACAUACAUCACCAAGAUCGCCUCUAUUUGACGAGGGGAGACUGUUGGCAAAGGAUCUUAUAAAUUACAAACUCGGAAGAAACUUGCCACCAGCUAAUGCGACCGCUAAGACUCUGCGGAAACUUUCGGACGACAUCGAACUGAGGAACCCAGAUCUGUUGGAACGGUUAUGUUCGAAAUUAAAUUUCUCCAAAGAAACGGGGUAUAGUUCUUUUUGCGAGAUUGCGAAAGAGGUGUUCGGAGAUGGAAUUAUAAAUUGGGGAAGGAUAGCUGUACUAUACGCGUUCUGUGCUAAACUUGGAAAAUAUUGUAAUGAAAAUAACAUGAGUGAUGAGAUAGAAAAUUUAACACAAUGGACAGCGACGUUUGUCACUGAAUUAGGCUGGAUCGAAUCUCAAGGCGGAUGGGUAGGGAGUACCUAUUUUUUUGUUCUUAAAGUAAAUCAAAUGCUUCGCGAGUCAACAGAGACUCGAUACCAAAACACAAGCAAUUUUCCGUAUUCAUUAUACAUCAUUACACCCAAAUUUUCUGCUUCAAAAGCCGUGAAAACACAACUACCUGUUCCACAAGGCUUUUGUUAAGGAAAAAUGCAUUACGCCGAACAUAGCAAGGGAAUUUGUCAACGAGAACUCGAUCGUUUUUUAUAGCGCGCACAACAAAAAUCUUUAAAUAUCACAUGAUUAUUGCGUUUGUUUACAUAUCGUGUGUAGCCUUGUCGAGAAAAAUUUGUACUUGUACGAUCGUAAUUUUGAAAUCUCACAGAGAUUUUUGCACAAGACACAACAUUAUAAGCGAUUCUAGCACAGUCCUCGUUUUGGCCGAAUUUCAAUAGCAAAAAUGCGAGUGAUGUUCGAAUACUUUCGAGCGAAUUCUACAUUUGGCAAAUUUCCGCUGCGCGCACCGACAAGCACGGAAUUGUGAAUGACGAUCGAAUUUCAAACAUUUUUUCAAAUAUUCGAUCUUUUGCUGUACGACGAAGCGCCAUUCAUGAAUUCGAAGCAGAAUUUCUCGACUACGAAACAGUUUAUUUCUGAAAUUCGCCAAUUUCCCACAGUCUUUGUGUAAAUAUGGCACGCCAUGGACAAAAGGGAUUAGCAUUUGGAAUGUGAGGAAUUUCGCAAAGCUUGGCAAAAUGAUUUUUUGGAAUUUCCGCUUCGGUGUAAAAUUGCAGCGUAACAAAUGCGUACUAUUCUGUGGUCGUUCAUUGAUGAAUAUUUGAAAAUUUACUCACACAUUUUUUUUAUUACUUAUACAAUAAAUUUUUAAUAAUGAUCAAUAAUUUGUAACUUUUAGGUACAAUUUGCAACUUUUGCCUGAAUUUAUUCCUUCUCAAAUUUUGUUAACUGUAAGGAGCAGUUAUCAUUUCCUAUACUUUGUUUUUUUACAAAGAAAAUUGUCCGAUAUACUUGGGGAAUUAAGUUUUAUGGAUAAAAUUAACUUUCUGACGUUCAACUGUUAUUUAUAACCGCGCAUUCAAUUGGCAAAUAAAAUGUUAUCAGAUGACCCCAGCUGGGACUGGUCCCAUUGGUUCAUUUCUCACCCACAACCCCCAAGGGAAGGAGUAGGCAGCUGCAAAACAGAAACGCAAUAUCGUCAAAAUUGUUCAAGAUUAUAAAAAGGUGUAAAUUUCUUUAUAUUUGCCAAUGUAAGGAUUUUGUACCUUUGGAAAGUGAAUUGAGAAAAUGAAUUAUCUGAAUCUGAUAUUGAGAAAAUGAAUCUGAAUCUGAUAUUAUGAACAAAGGUUAAUGUUUUAGAAGAAAAGUUAGUUGUUUAUCCUUGUCAAAAACCACGUUUUGGGAGCAGAAACAGGAAUAUUGAUAGUUAAGGGCAGAGUGGCCCAGCAGAGUCCAAUAUAAUUCUGAAAACCAACUCAUGUUUUGGUUAGUUUCAAAACUCAAAAGAGAAAAGUUGCACAGUACAUUGCAUUCGUUUGAAACUAUUUCACUUGCAUAGCAAUUCAUUUGAGCUAUAUCCCUCAAACAAAUUACAGAAUUUCAAUUGAAAAAUCAUAGUUGGUACAGUAUAUUAAAUUCUGAGUAAUAACUUCCUUUGCAAAUUUGAUAUACAAACAAACAAACUUUAUUCAAAGAGAGCUACAAAUACUGAUAGUCUGAUAAAUAGAAUGCAAAACAUAUUAGCUUCAUGGCAAGACUCGGUUAAAAAUCAGAUUAUAUUAGUUAUGUUAUUGGCUUAUUGCAAUAAAAGACAUCAAUUGGUAUCUAAGUAUUUUUUCGAUGUUCUAACAAAUUUUGAUAAUUAUACAUAAACAAGUCACAAUUAUUAAAAGAAGGAAAAGAGUUAUUUAUUUGGUUAAACUUAUAGAUAAAAUCUGCUCUGAGGUAAACCCUGUAUUAUUGCCCCGCAUUAAAUAAUGCUGUUCAUUUCUGACCUCGCUUAAAUUGCAAUGAUAAAGACUGGUUAGAGACUAAGUUUUGCAAGAAUGAGAGAGAAACUAUUUAAACCAAUGUGACAAAACGAUUGACCAAAUUGAUGUUCAGAGCAAUCACUGAGAAAUUGAAAUUAAUUCACUUGAAAUUUUUAAGCUUAUAUAUUAUUUAUGAAAUGGGGAAUCUUUGACCCGGAUUAAAUUUUAACGCUGACAUUUUCGUGCUCAUUUUUAGAGUGGAUUAAACAACCGUUUCCGAGAUCUUGGCGAAAACAGCAGUGGCUGGUGGAAAAACGCUCUUAUAACGACAGCUUUAGGCAUCGGCAGCCUCGCUGUUUUUACUGUCUGCAAAUGACUGUAUCUACAUAUAAUAUUAAAGAUAUGAAUUUUGUGGUCAGUAUAGAAGUGGUUUUAUGGUUAGCACAUAUAUGUUACCGGUGGCCUCCGUAUGUAACUGGAGUAAUAUAUAUUACUUUACAAGCAAAUGUAGACACAUUGUUCCAAGUCUCUGAUGCGAGUGUGUGCUCAAUGUACACAAUUUACCCAUUGAGUGGCAGACCACUCUACUUGACGAGUAAAAUCGUCAGGCGUUAGACAGAGUAAAAUACUAAAGUAGGGUGCAUUGCCACCUAAAGGGUUAAGAGGAUGCAUGACGAGUGUCUUUUAAAUAAAGAUAUACCAUAAUAUAUUCGAAAACAAAAAACAUAUUGUUUUAAUAAUGUAUGUAGUUACUGUAUAUGUAAACAUGGCUGCUUUAUUUUCUGAAUGUGAGUGUCGCUGGCAUUUUGAACAAAUAAAGCCUUGAACAGUGUAUGUUUGUAUGUUUAUUUUUUAGAAAUUGGUAGCAUUUAACAGUAGCACAUGUCAAUAUCAAAUUCGGAUGAACUUCUGUUUGCAUUCCAUGCAAGGCAGGCAUUAUAGUAGACUUGCUCCAAGUCUCUCUUUCAUUGUCAUAUAGUAUCGACUAUCAAUCCACUAUAGUGUACAUUACAUGACGUAGUACGGAGGGGCGGAGCGAGAAAG
Messenger RNA from Paramuricea clavata, 3759 nucleotides. The record is from the annotation of a GenBank genome assembly. NCBI's taxonomy places the organism in Eukaryota, Metazoa, Cnidaria, Anthozoa, Malacalcyonacea, Plexauridae.